UUCCGGAGUCACGUGACGAGGGCACGCCUCGCUGAUUCCUUUUAGCCGCCCACUUCCGGCCCCGUGACCCUGGCUGACAGCGGUUACAACAUGGCGGCGGCCACCGUCCGGACGCGGCGCUUCAAGUGGGCGCUGGAGCUGGGCACGGCGCCGGGCGGGCGACCCCGCGGAGCCCCCGAGAGCCGCGGCCCCGUGGGGUUCUCGGAGCGGCAGAUGGGGGAGGGCGGCGUCCACGAGAGCGACCGCAUCCUGGUGGAGAAGCGCUGCUGGGACGUGGCGCUCGGGCCGCUCAAGCAGAUCCCCAUGAACCUGUUCAUCAUGUACAUGGCCGGGAACACCAUCUCCAUCUUCCCCGCCAUGAUGGUCGGCAUGAUGGGAUGGCGCCCCCUGCAGGCGCUGCUCUCGCUGUCCUCCACCCUGAAGCUGCUGGAGAGCUCCAGCGCGCGCCUGCUGCAGGGCCUGGUCUUCCUGCUGGGCAACGGGCUGGGGCUGGCGCUGGCCCUGUACAAGUGCCAGGCCAUGGGGCUGCUGCCCACCCACGCCUCCGACUGGCUCGCCUUCGUGGCCCCCCCGCAGCGCAUGGAGGUGACCGGGGGGGGCCUCAUCCUCUGACCCUGCCCCCAGGAAUAAAGCGAGGAGCCCGCGGA
This is a messenger RNA of Numida meleagris (helmeted guineafowl), 647 nucleotides long. It is a transcript of the gene EMC4, whose product is annotated as ER membrane protein complex subunit 4. The record is from RefSeq and is a predicted model, not a curated record. The transcript has 5 exons. Gene Ontology annotation, cellular component: EMC complex. The coding region runs from base 91 to 612 and encodes 173 amino acids. Lineage: Eukaryota; Metazoa; Chordata; Aves; Galliformes; Numididae. Gene Ontology annotation, biological process: protein folding in endoplasmic reticulum.